Doryrhamphus excisus (bluestripe pipefish) is the source of this 5461-nucleotide messenger RNA. RefSeq names its product TSC22 domain family protein 2-like. Lineage: Eukaryota; Metazoa; Chordata; Actinopteri; Syngnathiformes; Syngnathidae. Gene Ontology annotation, biological process: regulation of transcription by RNA polymerase II. The record is from RefSeq and is a predicted model, not a curated record.
AGAAUACAACAUAGCCAUCUUGUCAAGAGUGGCAGAGUGAGGGUGGUAACUGUAGGCGCUCUUUAGCUUCUCGUUUGCCUUAAACAGUGACACUCAUGAGGGUUUUCUUACCUUAACCGGAGGUCGCUUCCUGCUCAGCGUUGCAACCGAGUGACUUGGCGCCGGUAAAGUGAGUGCACACUUUCAAGAAGAUGUCUCUCAUACUUGUUCCGACGUAGGGGGAGUGUGCGGCGGCAGCAGCAGCAGCAGCCAGUUGGCUUGACUCGCUAGCUUGCUCGCUGAGUGGAGGGCUACGGGCCCUCCUCAGCCUGAAGUAGCUCCUGUAGCGGUGCAACCACACUCUGCGACAACGGCUGUUACACAACUGUACAGGCGGGAGACUCGUCGGAACUCUGACUUGUCGGAACUCCGGGUCGCGGUUUGUGUCACUCCAAAGUCGCCGUGUCGUCAAUCGCAUCCGGAGACCGAGAGACCGCUAAGGGAUGGCGCAGAUUCACCUCGUUUACAGUUAACACGGCGGAGUACAGCAGAUGCAAGUGUGCUGUUUAGUACAGGCCAACGUUUCGUGGGCUGCGACUUGCUUGCCCCAAUCUCGCGGGGAAUAAGCCGACUCGAGGUGAGGAUCCGACUGCCAACAUGUCGAAAAUGCCGGCCAAGAAAAAGAGCUGUUUUCAGAUCACGAGUGUGACUCAGGCCCAGGUGGCUGCUAUAGGAGCCACGGACGACACGGAGAGCCUAGAAGACCCGGACGAGUCCCGCACAGAGGAUGUGUCGUCAGAAAUGUAUGACAUGUCACGGGCUGAAUACGAGCCAGCGUGUGACAGGAGUUCAUCCGAAGAAGCCCUGAACAAUGCUGGAGAACCAGAGGCGACAGGAGUCAUGGCACCAUCGCACAUACCUCACUUUACAGUGCUGUCAGUCAAUCCCUUGGGGGAGUUCCGGAAACCGGGAGUGUCCGGCUCAAUUCAAGGCGGCCAGCAGCAACCAGCAGGGAUUGGCGGUACAGCUGCCUCUCCCCAAGUCGCUCAGCCUGGGGCGACUCAGCAACAAGCGGCCCCGCUGACCUCCAGUCCCGGGCCCGUCAUCGUGUCCAUCAAUGUAUCUCAACCUGCUACAGUACCCAGUCCGGGUCCUCCCCCUGCCACCUCCACAGUGAGUUGUACUUCUCGCUUCCGGGUCAUCAAACUUGACCACGGUACUGGGGAACCCUUUCGAAGAGGUCGGUGGAUGUGUACAGAGUUUUAUGAGAAAGAGUCGGAAGGUUCUGUAGGUAAUCGAACUGUAGACAGCGCUAGACAUGUCGGUGCAACACUGGAUAACGCUGCAGACAGAGACAGUGGGCUGGGACUGACUGGUGGCUCUGUGGUUGCCCUGGCAACACACUCAGCUCAAGCCUCGGGCUCCUCAGCGGAUGUUGCUCUUUCCUCAUCUCGCAUGCAUCCACUGGAGACGUCGGUGCAGCAAAACGUCAUCACCCGGCAGCAUGCUGUCAGCGGGUCCGGGCUCCAGAUUGCGCUCUCCGGCAGCAAGCCCACAUCUGUGCCCAUACAGCUUCAGGCUCAGCCUGUAGUGGUGAGUGUCCAGCCCACUGCUCCUCACAGCGUUGGGCAGAAUGGAUUGCCUCAGUCUGUUGUCCACAUGCAGAAGUCCCCGGUCUUGCCUCCAUCAGCCCAGACCCAAACGUACCCACUCCAGCAGCAACAGCAGCUUCCGAUGGGGCACCAUCUGACUGGCCAGAACCAGACAGAGUACUAUCAACAGCAGUCUGGACUUUCAACUGGCCAUUCACUGUCGGUGUCUGCGGGGCCACAGACAGUUGGACAAGCAACCUCUCCUGCUAUGCCUCCAGCCUCCGGUCAGCUUGGAGAUGUUGCUGUCGGUGGAUCUAUACUUUCUGGACAGACGGCUCCGAGCCAGACUGCAGGAAUGGGAAGUCUCGGGGGUUCCAUGCUGGUUGGAGGAUCCACUUUGCAGCAGCAGUCUGCCAGUCAGUAUGCUGCCACUGGACACACCAAGCCCCACAGCCUCCACCCUGCAUCCUCUGGUGUUCAAAAUGUGCCUGCCAUCGCAGUGAGCUCCAGUGUGCCCCCUACGGUGCCUACUGCUGUGCCCUGUGCCUCCAGUGCAGCCAUGCCAAAGGUGACAACCUCCAGUUUGCCUCCAGGUCAGGUGACCCAGCGCACGACUGCAGGGGCAUUGGGACCUCAGAGCCUCCUUGCAGCUGGAUUUGGACAGGUGGAGGGCGGCGGCGGUGUGAGGAAGUCUGACGGUGUUGUCAACGCAACGUUGUCUGGGAAGGAUCUGGUGAAGCCCCUCAUGCCUGAGAGCCUGCAGCUCGCUGCUCCAACCGUCAACAGCCUGUUUGGAAUCCACAUACCUGUCGAUGGGGAUGAGGACAGGAACCCCUCCAAGGCUUUCUACCAGGCCUUCCAGUCUGGCAGCAGAUUAAGGGACUCAAAGGCCCACAGUGAUAGUGCCUCUGGAACCAAUGUUGUUGCCAUUGAUAAUAAAAUAGAACAGGCAAUGGACCUGGUGAAAAGCCAUCUGAUGUACGCCGUGCGCGAGGAGGUGGAGGUCUUAAAGGAACAGAUCAAGGAGCUCUACGAGAGGAACUCUGUGCUAGAGCGAGAGAACGCCGUCUUGAAAUCUCUGGCCAACAGCGAGCAGCUCUCGCAGCUUCCUGCUCAGCCAGCCGGCGGCUCGGGCGGCCCGCCGCCGCCGCCGCCGCCACCACAGCCACCUUCGCAACUACCACAGCAGCAGCAACAACAGCAACAGCAAGGACUCAGCCAGCCCCCGCCGCCUACCGGGCUCCCGCCUCCAGCGCAGCCUCAGCUUCAGCACCAUCCGAAGGCCCCGCAGACGCAGCAGACUCCUCACCCUCAGCUCGACCCAAGCCAACAGCAACCCAGCGUCACCUCAGCUUGAACCCUCUCACGGACGCAGACGAGGAGAAGAUUAUUACAAUUAGUGUAUGUGAAAUUUACAGAGAAAAAAAAAACAAAACAAGAAGUUUAACUUUUUUGUCCUCUUAGCCACCAGCUUGACCACAAAGUGCAGUGCUUGUAUGUGCAUGUGUGACUGGUCUUGUGUGAAUGUGUGUGUGCGUGCAUCUGUACUGUGGGCCUUUCCAGUGUUAAUGCAAUCAUCAGGAGAGAGUAUCGGGCUGUGUCUGCGUGUGUAUGCAGAGUAUCAGGGAUCUCGGGGCGGGGGGGUUUCUUUCUUUCUUUUUUUUUUUUUUUUCUUUUUUUUUUUUUUAAAAGCCAGCUUGUUUCCCCCACACCCCCUACGUGCGGAUGAUCCAAGCCGUCACAUUGGUCGCUUGGAUAAGACAGAUGGAGGAGAGGAUAAAGGGAGGGGUUUCACCUCACAUUAAGGGACAAACGAUUGUCAAGAAACAAAAAAAAAGAGUGUUUUUUUUUUUUUUUUAAUGGGCGAAAGGAGGUAUUUUACCCUUACGAAGAAAAGACGUCUGCUUUGUGGAGCGCCACCUCUGCCGUUACUUGUCCAUCGACCCUUGCAUCAGUCUUGAGUUCUGCUGUCAAUAGUUUUAUUUAUUAUAGGGCUGCUAUAAUUCCUAAAAUUAGAUGAAACCCAUUCUCACAGUAGCCCUUUUUUUAGUGUUUGAAAUCAUGCCUGUGAAUAUUCGCAUUCAUCCAGGUCAUUGUAUUCUAAGGGAAUUCCAUUCAUAGCAACUGGACUGUUUAGGUUGUCUUAGAAGACGCUUCGCCUCAUCCAAACAGGCUUCAUUAUGCAGAGAGACUAGAUAGGACAGCUAUCUUAGUGUGCAAGAUGGCAGACUAAACAACGUAUUUCUACAAGAUAUUUAUCUUGUCUGCAAGAUAGAACUAGAGCUGUCCUAUCUAGUUCGACUGGUGUGUGGUCAACCUAGUCUUUGAGCAUGAACCAAACUAGAUUUGUCCCAUCUAGUCUCAAUGGUGUGCGUGUGUAUCCCUCCUAGUCUUUGAGCAUAGACAGUCUGAACAGUCCAGUUGGGAUCGACUGAAUUCCCUGAGAAUGUUUUGAAAUAAUAAUUGGCCAACCCUCCCGGGGGGGGCGCAAUGCUUUAGAUGUAGUUUAAAAGCACCACGGAAUUCUGACGUAUUUAACUGAAAUUGCCAAGACUCGGUAUGAAUGUAUGUUAUUAAAUCUUCUAAGCCUUGAUGGGUGAUUCUUCACCUGCUGACAUCACGUCGUUGGCUGAAAGUGAAAUUGGCAGUGCCGCACCUCCCCUACUCCCUUUUUAUGAGGGUGGGGUGGGGGGUGCGGAGGGAAAGCUGUGAAAUCCUUCAAUCUGCAUUGUUAACCAAAGAUGCAAAGCUGUGUAAUUUGAUCCAUUUUUUUUCUUUCUCCUUUUGUGACUCCCAUCACAAAAUAUUUUUUUUGUUGCCAUUCAGCAUGUUUUGUAACCUUCAAACCACUUUCUUACCUCAUUUUUAUUCAGCACUCUUAUUGUAAGACAGUCUGUGAACAGUGAAGGGGGGAGGGGAGGGGGUGGAAAAAGAAGAAUAAAAAAAAAAGCAGAGUUGGGCACCAGCAGUGAGAAAAAAAAAAAAUACCCGAGUGUUACUGACACUAGUCACAGAAAAUGAAGUGAGCCAUGUUUUGUUUGUUUAAAAUGGUGUUUGAAUUUCAUAUGCCAAUAGUUUUGUUACAUUGCAAAUUUUAUUGUAUUUAAAUAAAAGCAAUAUUCAAAUUCCGAAAAUGUGCUUGCAUUUAUUGGGAUCUUAGUAACCAGUUGCAAACGUACAGUUUAUGAACAGAAAAAAAACCCAUUGAACUUCAUUUGUAAUCUGAUUUGCAGCUAAAAUCACAUUUCUGGAGGAAAAUAUACAAAAACAAAAAGGUGACUGGUGCUAUUAAGAACACAAUUGUGCUGGCAACAUUACAAGUAACAAAAUUCUCCAUGUUUUGCGGGUUUUGUCCUUAAAUUGCAACAACCCAUUACUGAGGAACAAAGAGAGCUUUGUGUUCCAACUUUUCUGCAGUUCUUGAAGACUAAUCCACAACAACAAAUCUGCUGCCUUUACUCUGUGCUGUGGUGGUGCGCUGGUCUUUAAGGAUGCGGAAUCUCUCGUUCAGGGUCAUGGACGUCUGCUUUAAAAAAAGGACAAAAUUCCCAAUUAACUUAGAAAGUCUGGGGAAAAAAUGCAUCAUCCUACACACCGGUUUUCCAACACUGUUGAUGUCAAAUUGAAGAGGGACUCCUUUGGGUAUUUUCUUUUUUAGCGUUUCUGUGUUUUUGGCGGCUGGGAUGGCAGUCGGUGGGUGAAGAGUCCAAGCUGAAGGAGGCCUGUGGAGAGAAUCCAGGUCUAAGCCCCUUCUCCUGUGUGUGAAGUGUGCAGAGUUAUUCUUACUCAGGCUGAGUCAUGGCUGUGGGGUUGUCUAUGGAUACGGUCAGCAUGCCAUUGCUGCUUGUUGAUGUGCGCCACCUGGUGGAUAAACAGAUGUAUUAUCAGAU